Vanessa atalanta (red admiral) is the source of this 591-nucleotide messenger RNA. Its product is annotated as proline-rich P65 protein homolog. The transcript has a single exon. The record is from RefSeq and is a predicted model, not a curated record. NCBI's taxonomy places the organism in Eukaryota, Metazoa, Arthropoda, Insecta, Lepidoptera, Nymphalidae. Bases 1 to 591 code for a protein of 196 amino acids.
AUGACACCCGAAAAACAUGUGAAACAUGAAAUAGAAAAGGAUAUUUCGAAACUUGAAAGCAAUGAAGAAUUUGAUGAAGAUCAAAAAGUCGCUGAAACAACAGACAACUAUAAGGAACAAGAUUACACAGAACCAGUUGAGUAUCCAAAUGAAAACGAUAAACCGUUAGAAGAAACAGAACAAUUUGAAACACAAAAUUAUAAUGAAGAAAAUUAUCCAAAUUACGAACAAAAUUACGACCAACCACAAUAUACAGAGCAAUUUGAAAAUUACGAACAAUAUCCCGAACAAUACGCUGACCCAAACACUCAGCAAUUUGUUGAUCCCAAUAAUCAACAAUACGCUGAUCCGAACGCUCAACAAUACGAUCCGAACGCUCAGCAAUAUACCGAUCCAAAUGCUCAACCAUUUGUUGAUCCAAACGCUCAAUAUGAAGGCCAAUAUGAAAAUUACGCAACGGAUGAAAAUUAUGUUGAACAGACAUAUGACGACACACAAUAUAACCAAGAAUAUCCUGAACCAGUUCCAGAACAAGCCGCUGAUACGAAUGAUAACAUGUCGCCUAACGAUAAAGUAGCUAGCCAAAGUUAG